Molecule: messenger RNA, 7701 nt
Organism: Chaetomium strumarium
Lineage: Eukaryota; Fungi; Ascomycota; Sordariomycetes; Sordariales; Chaetomiaceae
Exons: 3
Coding region: 1-7701 (2566 amino acids)
Source: RefSeq, a predicted model, not a curated record
AUGCCGCCCGUAGAGAGGGACGCCCCGCGCGACCUUGACAGGCCUCUAAGACACCAACAUUCCGGGUCUGUCGACCACGGCCGCUCCCUGGUGCCCAUGUGGGACAGCUCCGACCCCGAGCGGGCUCCUCCCCCGCUCCCGCUGAACCCGCAGUCGCCCGGCGUCUCGCGCGCCGGGACGUCGACGGCUAUCCAGUCGGCCCAUGCCGCCAUGGCUGAGAAGGCGCGUGAGACGGCAUUGGUGCCGCAUCUGGCCAAGCGCAUCGACACUUCGCCAGAACGGCCGGCGCUGCGGCCCAAUUCGCAUCGCCGCAUGCAGUCGCUACAACCUGCGUCAGUCAAGGACAUCAGCUUGAUGAUAGAGUCUGGCGCUCGCGAUUCGGCCCAGUCGUCGCCGAGAUCGCCGGAGAAGACGGAGAGGCCGAAGACCCCCCAGAGGAGGGACACCUUCAUGAGCGAGCCAAGGGAAGACAAGCAGGAACGGUCUUCCGUUGGAACCACUCCGACUCCAGGACCAAGCCUGACUCCUAUCAUCCGCCCGACUGUGCGGCGACCGCAUCAGAGCAUUUUGGGCGAGAACACGCCGCCCCAAUCGGCAACAAUGCUUGCUCUCCAGAACAUGAGCACGCAGAGCAACAAUAGCACCCCCUCUAAGGAGCCCGAGACUCCUCUAGCCAACAUCACUAAUGGCUCUAAGGCGAUGGUCAGGGUUCCUCAGUCACUCGAAUCGCUGUCCAACCAGAUCCUCACCCUGACCGACAUCGCAACCACUCUGCAGAAGGAGAUGUCGCUACUCAGCCGCCGCAGCCGAGACAAUGCCACCGAUCUGCUGAGCCUGAAGGAAGCCACUAAUGCUCGGGAUGAAGACAUCCGGCGGAGUCUGAGGGAACUGAUCUCGGACGCAAAAGCGCGAUCGGCAUCGAGAGACCCAUAUGGCGGGCCUCUGCUUCUGGAAGGGGGCAAGCAUCAUCCCUCAUCCCCGACACAGCUGGCCAAGCCUCGGCCAUUCUCGCUGCCGCGGAUACCUUCCCCCAACAGCUUUGCCACCUCUCUCGACAGCGAGUCCCUGCUGAGCGCAGCACCUUCUCUCGUCUCCGACGCACCCUCGCCCGCUACCGUUGCUCUCCUUGAAAAGAUCAUCCGGGAGAUGGGCACCAAGGAAGGCCAGGACACGCUGCUCAACCGGCUCACAGAGCUGGCCAACAAGCUUUCCGGCAUGGCUACGGCCGAGAAGGUCGAGGAGCUUGCCCGUUUCGUCAAGUCGAAUCAGCAACAUGCUGUCGUGCCUGCUGCGGGAGGCGGUGGCAGAGGGGGCGGCGGCGGCAUGAUGCGGGACCGCAACUGGAGCUUUGGCGACGAUGACGAUGACCAGUCGCGUCAAGGGGCGCUCGACUUCCUUCAUGCCGCAGCCGGCAUGCCCCAAUCCUCCAGGUCGCUCCCGUCGACAUCCGGCGCCAGCUCUGCCGAUGUCCUCAACGACGAAGUCAUGAAAGCCAUCCGCGCCGUCAAGGACAGCGUCGCACAAGGCGGCGGUCUGACCGCCGAAGUCAAGGCACUCGUCCGGGAGCUCCGCGGCGAGGUCCUCGGGAUGGGACGCGAGAUCGGGCGGCGGCUGGACGACGUCGCUGAAAGAAACGUCGGCAAGUCCGAGGAUGUUACCAAAGCCGAGAUGACCAAGGUUAUCGAGGAGGGGCUGUCCGAGAUGAGCCAGCAGAUGAGCAACCUUCUCCGGGAACACCGUCGCCAGUCGACGGCUUCCCUCUCCUCCCGUGAAUCCUCGAUCGACUACAAGGAGAUCUACAACAGCGUGCGCGCCGCGCUCAAGGACACCCAGGCCAGCAAGCCGCGCACGCCUGAGCUCCGCCGGGAAGACGUCAUGCAGGCGGUCAAGGAUGCGUGGGAGAAGUACAAGCCCGAGAUCGAGAUCCAGCAGAUUGGCCUGGAGCGCGACGAGGUCCUCGCCUGCCUGCAGGAGGGUCUCCGCGCCUACGCCCCUCGCGACGACCGGCCUCCCGGCGCCACCCGGGACGAGGUGUUCCAUGCUGUGAUCGAAGGCAUGAAGCACUACGUCCCUCCCAAGGUGGAAAUCCCGGCAACGCUAUCGCGGGACGAGGUCCUCGAAGCAGUUAGAGAGUGCUUGGAGGAGUUCGAGUUCCCCGUCGCGCCGUCCGCCAUGGGCGCCGCCCGAGAGGACAUGCUGGAUGCCGUUAAGGAGGGCCUUCGGUCCUUUGAGUUCCCUGCGCCCCCCGCUCCGGCCCCGCCUGCACCGAGCAGCGACCUCACCAGGGACGACGUGCUCGACGCGGUCAACGAGGGCCUGCAGUCCUUCGACUUCUCGUCCAUCUACUCCUCCGCCCUGAUACCCCAGUCUGUGUCCAAGGGGGACGUUUCCGAUGCCGUGAAAUCGGGGCUCAAGUCGCUUGAUCUGUCACCGGAGAUGCUGGAUGCGGUGAAGGAGGGGCUUGAUUCGUUCGACUUCGCAGCGCACGUGCUACAUGCAGUCAAGCAAGGGCUGCAGUCGUUCGACUUCACCGCCGUAAUCCCACGGCCCGAUCUCUCCCGCGUGGAUGUGGCUGAUGCGGUCAAGGAAGGCAUGGAGUGCCUCGAUGUCACCGACAGCGUCACGGCCGCGGUCAAGAAGGCCCUCGAGGACUUCGACUUUGCUGCUCCGGCCUACUCUUCUGCCCUCGUCCCGCACGCGGACUCGGGCGUGGACGUUGGCGGCGAUGUCACCGAUGCCGUCAAGAAGGGCUUCGAGUCGGUUGACCUUGCCAAGGAUGUCACGGAAGCGGUCAAGAAGGCGCUGGAAGCCUUUGACUUUGCCUCGCUCUCUUCCGCCGUUGCGGCCAAGCCGGACUUGUCUCGUGUGGACGUGGUCGAUGCCGUCAAAGAGGCGCUUGACACGGCGAACGUUGCUGACGAUGUCGUGGGUGCCGUGAAGAGCGUUCUAGAGGCCUCUGAGUUGGCUUCCCUGUCUUCGGCCAUUGUCGCCCGGUCGGAUCUCUCCCGCGUUGACGUGAUCGACGCCGUCAAGGAGGGUCUCGGGUCCGUGGACCUGUCUGCUGGGUUGGGCGACGUCGUGAAGAAGGAGCUCCAGGCGUUCGACUUCUCCACAGCCGCCCAGUCCACCGCCCUGAUCGCGCAGACUGGUGACAAUGACGAGGUCAUGCAACGCCUGCACGAAAUCAAGGAGUUUCUGCAAGCUGAGAUCAAGGCGGCCUCGGAGGAGGCCAAGGAGACUAUCGCGGCGAACGCCCGGGACACGGAGCAGAUUCUCGACGCAACCAAGGACGGAUUUGAGAAGCUACGCCAGGACAUUGAGGGCUAUGUCGACCGCGCAAAGGGCGACACCGACCCGGAGCAGGCCGUAGAUCAGCUCAUCAGCACCCUCGACGGCUUCCGUGAUGAGAUCGCCGAGCUUGUGAACCGGUCCUCCGACAGCUCUCGAUCGAUGCUGAAAGAGGAAAUCGAGUCUCUCCGGGAUGCGGUGAACUCUUCGCUGAUUCCGGCGCUCCCUCAGCCCGGCAACAACAAGGAGGUUCUCGAGGCUUUGCACGACGGGAUCCAUUGCCUCCGGUCGGAGAUCAGCACCCGGCCGAUUGCUGGUCUUACCGAGAUCCUGGAUGCGUUGCAAGAAGGUCUGGGCGACAUCCGAACGAGCAUCAACAAUCUCCGGGAUAAGCCCGCAGAUUUAACGGCUAAUGACGAGAUCCUCGACGCCCUCAAGGAAGGUUUGGGCAGCGUGAGAACUGAUAUCGACAGCCUCCGCGAGGAAACCAAGAAUGACCGGGCUCUGACUACCAUUGGCGACAACGCGAAUGCCUUGGUGCCCGCUGAGCAGAUGCUUAAGCAUGACGACAUCAAGAACCUGGAAGUGUUGAUCGCCCAGCUCGGUGUCAAGGUGGAAGCGCUGGAAUCGGCGCCGAAGCCCGAUGUGAACCCCCUGUCCAAGUCUGACUUGGCCGACAUGGAGGAGACACUCCGCAAUGUCGCCGAAUCCGUCGCGGGAAUGCCGAACCGGGCGCCAUUCGAAGCUCUGGAGGAGAGCAUCCGGAAGAUUCAGGAGACCGUGACCGAGCUGUCAGCCCGGGAACAAGCAGCACCUCCGGCGGCUGCGCCCGCCAGCACCGACCCUGCCUCGAGAGAAGACGUCGAGGCCAUCGAGACCAUCCUGCGCAACACCAAGGCGCGUCUGGACGAUCUCAUGGAUGGGGAACAAGCUGUCCGCAAGGACCACAUCGACAGUCUGGGGACCAUCAUGCUCGAGGCGCGGGACACUCUGACGGGCAUGUCCUCGAACCUGGACGGCAUCUCGCGCAAGGAACACAUCGACGCGCUGGAGACGUUGCUUGCCGAGACCCGCGACGGGCUCGGCGGCCUGGCGGGACAGGUGGACACGCUCUCGCGCAAGGAGGAUGUCGCCAUGGUCGAGUCGCUCGUCACCCAGGUUGUGGCCGCCUUCGACGAGAUGAAGGAGCGCCACGAGAAGGCGCUCGACGAUCCCGAAAGGAUCACCAAGACGGAUGUCGAGGCCGUCGAGGCAGUCUGUCUCGAUACGAAGUCGCUCAUUGAGCACAUCCAGAGGGUCGACCUUGCCAGCGUCCCCUCGAAGCAGGAUAUCGAAGCGCUGGAGACCCGUUUCGGCGAGCUCAAGGAGCGCUUCGAUGCGCACGCCGACGCGAGUGCCAAGGCAUUUGAGGACCGCCAGGCCGAGACCGUCGGCGUGGGCGUGCGGGUGACCGAGGUGAAGACGGUGCUGGAGGAGUUCCAGGCGCUCAUGCGGUCGAAGCUUGAGGACGGCGCACGCGGUAUCGAUUCUAUUCAUAGCAUUCUCGACACGCUGGGCGAGAGCGUCCGCAAGAACGAGAAGGUCGGCGAUGUUGUCCAGGAGGUCCUCGACACGGUGAAGUUGGAGUCGGAGGAUGCGAAGACCGGCAUGGUGGGCGUCAAGAUCGAGCUCGAGGAGAAGCUGCAAGGCGCUGCCGAUGUCCUUCUUACUAAGAUUGAUGAGCGCAUGGGCGAACUGAUCACCAAGUACGAAGAGCUCCAGCUUCUGCAGGACGACCGCGCCACAAAGGGCGAGGCGAGAGACGCGGAGAUCGAGGCCGCGGUCAACGGGACCAAGGCGAUUGCAGAGGAGCUCAAGUCUCUUGUCGACACCCUCGGCACGGCUGUCACCGACUCCAUGGAGAAGAUGGAGGAGGCGUCCAAGACGGUCUUCGUGCGCGUCGAGGAUCUGGUUGCCAAGUCGGACGAGCACCACGCGGACGGCAAGGCCGAGCACCAGCUCACGAGAGAGCAGGUGCAGGAGGCCAUUGGCAAGGUGGAGGGCCUUCGGUGCCAGGUCUCGGAGUACCAGCCCAAGAUCCUCGAAACGGUGCAGGAGGUCAUGGUGGCCCUCGCACAGAACUACGAGAAGCUCGAGACGUCGACCACGGCGAUCAAGGAGCAAGUCGAGCAGCUGCCUCCUCCGCCGGAGAAGUACGACGACGCCGCAGUCAUCGAGAAGCUCGAUGCGCUUGUUAGCCACACGCAGGUGGCUGACAAGGCGUUUGCGCACCUCGAGACGCUCGACCAGGUCCACGCCCAAGUCAGAGCCACGGCAGCGGAACUGGCCGCUUUUCUCGCCGCCCAGACCCAGCGCAUCGCCGACGAGCACGAGGACCGGGAGAAGACUCUCCAGGAGACCGUCAUUGCGCUCGAGCGCCGCCGCGAAGAGAAGGAGCAGGUCGAGGCCCAACUCGCGAGCCUGAGGGAAGAGGAGGCGCGCCUGAAGGAGAGCAUCACCGUCACCCUCCCCGAGGAGCAGAGCAAGAUCACGGAGCAGUUCCUUGUAAACCUGCAGACCGAGGAGGCUAGGCUCAAUGAGGCGAUUGCUAAGCUCUUAGAGGAACAGGCGCAGCUCAAGGAGAUGUUCCUUGCGAACCUUAAGGAGGAGCAGGUCCCACGUAUCAUGGAGACGAACGUUACCCUGAAGGAGGAACAGGAUCAGAUGAAGGAGAGCUUCCUCGCCAACCUCAAGGAGGAGCAGGCACGCCUCAUGGAGACCAAUGUCGCGCUCAAAGAGGAGCAAGACAAGUUGAAGGAGGCCUUCCUCGCCAACCUCCGUGAGGAAGAGACCAGGCUGAAGGAGAUGAACGAUGCUCUCCGCAACGAACAGCAGGCUCUCAAGGACACGUUCUUGGCCAACCUCCGCGAGGAGGAGUCACUCCUAAAGGAGGCCAACGCCGGCCUCCGAGAGGAGCAUGAGCGCCUCAAGGAGACCUUCCUGGCCAACUUCAAGGAGGAAGAGGCGCGGCUCCGCGCAGCCAACGAAGCGCUGAGGCAGGAACAGGAGCAAAUGAAGGCCACCCUCAAGGAGGAGCAAGAGCGCUUCAAGAUCGAGCUCCUGGCCAACCUCAUGGAAGAGGAGGCGCGCCUGAAGGACGCCAACGCUGCCCUACACGAAGAGCAGGAGCAGCUGCGCGCCGAGUUCCUGGCCACGCUGCGCGAGGAAGAGUCGCGGCUCAAGGGCACCCUCCAGUCCAUGCGCGCCGAGCAGGAGAACCUCCACCGCCAGAAGGCCCGCCUCACCGCCGACCUCUCCUCGCUCGACACCGCCCUGCGCCUCCGCCGCGAGGAGCUCCACGACAUGGAGGCUCGCGCCGAGAGCCUCGAGCGCCGCAUCCUGGAGGGUGUCAUGGACCACUCGCGCGUGCUGCUCAUGGCCAAGACGAACCGCGCCGCUGCUUUUGCCAAUGGUCGUGGUGACCCCAUGAGCCGCAAGCGGGUGCCCUCCUCUACCUCUUCGUCUUCCGCUCGAGGUCCUGCUCCCGCUGGGGAUAACGAGAAUGUGAAGCCGCGCAGCGCAAUCAACCUGGCCAUGUCGGCGCGGAGCAAGGCGAAUAACACCCCGAACGGGACCCCUUCGUCGUCCAAUCGGCGGAUCCUCUCCCUGAGCCAGAUCACCAACAACAUACCCUCGGGCGGCAUCAAGAGAAGCCAGAGCGUCAGGACCGCUGCUGGUGGCGCUGCCGCGGCUGCUAGGGGUGUGAGGAAGGCUAGCUGGGUACCUCAGGGUGUUGCCCCGCCUGCUGCGGCUGCUGGGAAGGGAUAUGGAGACCUGGGAAUGACAAUGGCAUCUUCUGGUGGUGAGGACAAGGAGAAUAUGAAUAUGAGCAUGGGCAUGGAUCAUCUGCGGGAGGGGGAUGAGGAUGCUUAUAAUAACGAGCGCGAGGAGGUCGAUGGGGUGGAGAAGGUGGAUAUCGUCGUCUCCGAGCCAGCCGCCCCUCCGGCCGCAGGGAAUGAGCAGCAUCUCCCCGAAGCCGGAGAAGAAGAAGAAGGAGCGCUCGCGGGCGGUGUUGGCGACGGCGACGAGGAUGGUGAAGAAGAAGACCGUUUCAGCGACCUGGGUGAUGUCGACCACAGAGGAGAGGAGGAGGAAGACGUCAGGAGUCUCAGAAGGUCGAGUCAUGGCACGACCGUGAUUACGCCCGCCGAGGAGGAAGAGGCUGCUGAGCAUCAUGAGGAGGAGGAGGAGGAGGAGGAGUGGUCGGAACACGAGGGCGCGGAUGAUCACCAUCACCAUGACGAUAUUGACGACGAUGCCGCCAGUGACUGGACGGAGGGUGAGGUUGUUGUUGGCAGGGAGAGUGAUGUGGAUGGUCACGGUGUGACUAAAGAGGCUGAGGGUGCCGCCGUGCCUGUUGCUGCGGCGAGUUAA